Danaus plexippus (monarch butterfly) is the source of this 6474-nucleotide messenger RNA. RefSeq names its product inactive rhomboid protein 2 (gene rho-5). Gene Ontology annotation, molecular function: serine-type endopeptidase activity. Gene Ontology annotation, biological process: regulation of epidermal growth factor receptor signaling pathway; regulation of protein secretion. Gene Ontology annotation, cellular component: endoplasmic reticulum membrane. NCBI's taxonomy places the organism in Eukaryota, Metazoa, Arthropoda, Insecta, Lepidoptera, Nymphalidae. The record is from RefSeq and is a predicted model, not a curated record. The coding region runs from base 581 to 3427 and encodes 948 amino acids. The transcript has 12 exons.
CUCGCCUCCGCUGCUGUCGCGAGCUCACUGAACGAUUCGCGACGCAUGUUUCACGUCUCGUCACGAAACAGUCCACGACCUUCGUAGCCGUGACGCGAUAACUUCAUUGAACACAUAGUUACCAGUGAAACGGACAUCGAUAACCCAAUCGUUCUGUGUUAAAAUUGUAUAUCAAAUAUCAUUACAGUGAAAACAAACAUAGGAAAGUGCUAUUAGCGCAGGCGCGCUCAGCGCGGAUAUGACGAAAGCGGCCAUCUUGUUCGAGGACGCAAUUUCGCCUCGCCCUAUCAUAAGAGUUUAAUCGCGACCGUUUCAAAAGGAUCGAAGGUAAAGCGAGAUGCGACGCGGCUCCGCGACCGCGAGGCUAGGACCCUGAGGCAGCCCCGCGGCGCCGCUAUCGAUCCGGCGGGCGCGAUGGCGCUCUCCGAGUGAAUGCGGACAUCGCAAACAGACCGCUGCCUCGGCCUGCUAGAGGGACGCGACCGGAGCGAGAGUGUGGAGCUGGUCGUGCGGCAUGUGAGACGAGCCGCUGAGUGUGCCAGGGCGCGCGGGCGGCGGCGGGCUCGGUCGACCGCGCGCCAUGGGCGAGGAGUACGCGCGCUCCCCGUGCGAGCGCUUCCCCACGGUGGGCGCGUUCAGCGUGGCGCCGCCGGAGCGCCUCAGCCCGCCGCCGCCCGCGCCGCUGCCGGACCGCUUCUCGGCGUCACCGCGGCGGGUGCGCCGGAGUGCGGAAGCCGAGAGAGCCCGGAGGCCUCGCUACGUCCCGCCGGCGGCGCACGUGCCGGUGGAGAGAUAUGUGCCUCGGCCACCGGCACCGGUGCGGCCUCCGCCCCCGGUGUACUGCGGGUUGGCGUGCCGGCCGCCUCCACCCUCGUCGCGCAAGUGCUGCGGGCCGGCGUGUCGGGAGGACAUCGCAGGGUCUCCGCCUCCGUCGCGUUACGCGGAGUACGUGGGGGCCGCGGCCGCUCGUCGCCUGGCCUGCACGCCACCGCCUCCUCCUCCUCCGGCGCUGCAGCUCCCUUGCGAACCUCAGGAGCCGCCGUGUUGUGUGCAGGCUCGAAGACGGCCGCAACCUCCACAUGAUUGGCGAUCUAGUGCUGGGCUGCUGGCCUCCCAACUCACUUGCCAGAGUUCACCUGGACCACCUCCUUCAGCACCCCCAAUCCCCCAACCAACCUCCCCUCCUCGAAUCGUCUCAGCACCCCCACCCCCAGAACCUCAACUACCUGAAGAAGAAGGGGUGAAAUUAAGACGGGCUCAUACAGUAGCUGUUAGAGAUUAUUUGAAAAGAGAGACACAGACAUUUUUUGGUGUUCAAAGAGAUAAUGAAAGAGAACAGAGAAGGCUAUGGUAUGAAAGGAGGAGAAGACAUGCAGCGAGAGCACUUGGAGACCUCAGGCUGGACCUACCCCCAGAUCAUCAUCCUGAUCAUGACGACAUUAGUAUGUAUGGAGCAUCUGGUGCAGCGCCAAGAGAGGCUCGGGGGCACCGUGAGCGACCCGACGUGCUGCCAGCGCCGGCGUCGCUCGAUACUAAUCAACCAGUUCCCCGCCUCGGCAAGGACAGCGUGGCCCGGCUUACUCUCACAGGACUUUCCUACGUAGUUACUGCGGUGACGCGUCGUUCUCGUCAGUCUACCUCUGUCCAAUGGUCCCGAUCUUUUCGUGGCAGUGCCAGUAGUCCGCACGAAGAAAUAGAAAUUGAUGACGUCUUCUUCGCCCCACAAGCGAUGACGUCACUCAGCCAGCAUCACGAAGACAUAGACGUCGUAGACGGAAGUAAAGGGGCCAGGUCUCCUCUGAGGACGUCCUCGAGUGUGGAGUACAGGAGGCCUGAGAGGAAUGUUCAGUGGGGAACAGGCGGCAUCCGCAUACACGCUCCCAUGCUGGAACCCUUGGCAGAUAACUCUAAUAGAAGGCAAUUUGGAAUGGGCAUUGUAGGUAGAUUCUUUAGGAGGUCAUUACGAAAAUCAGUGACGCAUCAAGAAGAUGUGGCUAGACAGUUGGACGAAUUAACGGAUUACAGGCCUUACUUCACUUGGUGGGUCAGCACGGUACAGACAUUAGUGCUGUUGCUGUCAUUACUUUGCUAUGGCUUCGGACCAGUCGGUUUUGGACGACACACGCAUUCAGGGCAGGUGCUGGUGAAGAGUUUAAGCUUACAACAGGUCGAAUGGGAGGAACCGGCUUCUUUCUGGCUAGGUCCUCGAGCAGCUGAUCUUAUACAUUUAGGUGCAAAGUUCGCACCAUGCAUGCGAAGGGAUGUCAGGAUAGCACGUGCUAUAGCUGCAUCAGCUCGAAGGGAAAGAGACACGGCUUGCUGCAUAAGAAACGACGAUUCUGGAUGCGUACAGUCUUCUAAAGCCGAUUGUUCCAUUAGAGGAUUGGUGUCAAAGAAUACAAUAUCGACGUGGAAGAAAUGGUCAUCCGGGGAAUCUGGUCCUGGUGGUAGAAUAUCAGGAUCGGUGUGCGGUUUGGAUCCAAAAUUCUGUGAGGCGCCGCGUUCCAUCGCUCCACACGAAUGGCCGGACGACAUAACAAAAUGGCCAAUAUGCAGGAAGUCAGUAAUUGAUGGAUCAGCUGCUGCAGGGCGUGCUGGACACGCGGCGGAGCACAUGGCCUGUGAGGUUAUAGGUCAUCCAUGCUGUAUAGGAGUUCACGGACAGUGCGUCAUCACCACCAGAGAGCAUUGCGAUUUUGUUAAAGGCUACUUCCACGAGGAAGCUUCUUUGUGUUCACAAGUAUCAUGUUUGGACGACGUAUGUGGAAUGUUACCAUUCAUGCGGCGGAGACGUCCAGAUCAGUUAUACAGAGCCUGGACAUCACUGUUUGUGCAUGCGGGACUAUUACACUUGGCGGCCUCGUUAGCACUCCAGUGGCUCUUUAUGCGAGAUCUGGAAAAGAUGGCUGGACCUGUCAGGAUGGCGGUGAUAUAUCUUGGCAGUGGUGUUGCAGGAAAUAUGGCUUCAGCUAUUUUUGAACCGUAUAGAGCAGAGGUUGGUCCAGCAGGCUCACAUUUUGGUCUACUCGCGUGCUUAAUAGUGGAAGUGAUAGGAGCGUGGCCGCUUUUAAGGCACCCUCGGCGAGCUCUUCUCAAGCUUAUAGGACUUGCGUUAGCACUUUUCCUCCUAGGCCUUCUGCCUUGGAUUGACAACUUUGCCCAUGUGUUCGGAUUUGUCUUUGGUUUUUUGCUUUCAUACGCGCUGCUGCCCUUCAUAACAUUCGGACCGUACGAGAGACGGCGGAAAAUAGUUUUGGUGUGGGUGUGUAUGGUGUCAGCCGGUGCCAUGUUAUGUGCUCUAAUAGCGUUGUUCUACGCGGCUCCGGCAUAUGAGUGCGCCGCAUGUGCGUACUUUACGUGCCUGCCCUUCGCCCCGGAUAUGUGCGCGUCACAGGACGUCCGCGUACGGCAGCUGGACGGGGUAUGACGGCGCGCGGCCCGGGCGCCCCCGCCCCCGCCGCCUCCCCGCCCCGCGCCCUGCCCCGUGCAGCACCCUCCCGUCACUGACCGCGUGUGUAUCGAAUACGUGAGAGUUGACGAGACUGUGUGUGACGAAGCCACCCAAAGGAUUUGUCGACUUCGAAGAUCACACUAAUAUAGUACGACAUGACAUAUUUUUAAAAUGACGUAAUCCUAUUGGUGCAUUCGUUGCAUUCACCCGCUGUUUUGCACUCCCUAGGUGAAAAGCAGUCGGGCUACCGUCGCGCGAGCGGAGUGAAGCGUUCACGAAUAUGAUCAGUUUUGUCUUCCAAAUUUCAUUUGAUGAUGAUUGUUGUCACAAAACUAUUCUUAAUAUAUAAUCGGACUAUGAAUGUGUCAAAAUUAUUUUGCCAAAUACGUGUAGCGGAGGGCAAAACUGAUUGUGUAUAGCACUGCCAUUUUUAUCCUGUGACGUCAGUAUUAUUGCGCUCAAAGCAUGGCUCCUCACGUUUGAAUGAUCGACUUUGGGAUAUUAUUACCGGCUUUUUUCAAAUACGAGCCGAGUCAAAUAAGGACACAAUGUUUUAUCAUUUAUCAUUUAUCAACUUAUAGACACUAAUUUCUACUUUUGUGUAUUCGUGUGAGGUGGAUAGUUUUCAAUUAGAAGCACUAGUUGUUUCUUGUAAUUUUGUACACCUUUUAAAUGUUAGUGCUUGUAAAUGAAACCUAAGGCUUACCAACCCCUAAUUGUGAUAAAUUAACAGCGUAUUGGGUACUUUGUACUUGGACGCGUUUAAUGAUAAUUCAUUGUAUAUACUCUGUAAAUUAUACCUUGAUAUGAUUCGUAAGUUGUAUUUAUAUAAAUAUUUUCUUUUGACAGACUUUUGCGGAAAGGACUUGGUAGUUGGAAAUGAUCGAAAUUCAUUUUUCUUUAAAUACCAAGCACAAUUAAUAUAAACAUGAUCAAAGCACAAAUAAAUAAAUCCUAAAGAACGGAAACAUGAUUGCGUAACACUAUGAACAUGUGUUGUCAAUAAUAUUAUAGUCAUGUGUUUUGAGUUUAAGCAUCUAUAUCUAAGUAUAUGCAAUAGGCUGGUGUGUGACAAAAUACGUUAACUUAAGCACAAUUUUAAUAUACUUAAUGGUAUUUUACAAAAUCCAUGUCCUUUCCGUAUAGGGCAUGAUAAAUAAAAUUUAGUAUAUUACUAAAUCAUGUACAUAGAGUUAACGAAUAUUUUGAAGUUAUCAUUUCUAACGAAAUUUUCUGGUUAAUAUUUAAGUCACAUAUUAAUUUUAGUUACGUCAAUUUUUAUAGUCAUAUGAACUGUGUAAGUUUACAUUUAUUUAUUAUAUGCUAGUAUAUUACAGUCAUUAGAGCUAAUUUUCUUUUACGGACAGGUAGCGGUGACGUUUACACGGAACUUGUGACGCUGAAAUCUGUUGUUAUUGUAAUGUUAUACAAUUUUUAUAUUAACAUAUCCUUUUAAACAUUACUUUGAAGGAAUAACGAAGUAGGUCCAGAUAAAAAUUCUUCAAUGAAAUAUUUUUUAUUUGCUUUUAAUUAGAUUUAGUUUACUUUUUUAUUAUUUAACAAAAAGCAAUAUAAAUCUUUGUAAUUGUUUAUUUUUUUUUUUGUUUAGUGAAUGCAGCGUUACAUGCCUUAUGAAUGAGAGUUGGUCAACUCUAUGCAAAUGUGUAGACAAGAUUUGUAACGAAUUUAUUAAUAAGCUAGAAAGUUAAUAUUAUUUUUAAUUAGAUUUAGCACAACUAUGAUUUACUGAUAAAUUUAUUUGUGCACAAAAAUUGUACUGAAAAGCAUAUUCGUAUCUCUGAAUGGAUAGAUCCGGUCUUCAACGAAAGCGAAGUGCUCAUUAAAACCAUCUUUUUAUAACACCAGUGAAAAUAAAGCAACAUAACGAAAUUUAUAUUGGUGUAUUGUGGAGAAAAUAGUUUUUGUGGUAUAAAAAAUCGGUUCAUGAAUUAAAAUGUUAUUCUAAUAGGAAAUAAUGAAAAGAAUAUAUAUUCCAUUUUAUAGUAUUUUAUAUUAUUAAGACAUAAAUCGCAAUACAUUAUCAUUUCUUUGAUAAGCCGUGAAUGAUAGUAUUUGUUAUCGGGUUAACAUAUACACUGAUCUUGUGUUUAGAUGUUUAUUUUGAAGAUCUUUUGAGUACGUCACUCAUGACGUCAUUGGUUUUGAUAUAAUAUCGAUCAUGUGCUCGUGCGAGUAUCCAUCGUCAGUAAACUGGUUUUGUUGUGUUUAAAGGGCAUCUAAUCAAAAUAGUCUGGUCGAAGCAGGAAAAGAAUACAUCGGAAUAUAUUGUAUUUUAAACAUAUUUAUAUUUCUAAAAAUCAAAUAAAUUUGAUAUUCAAUUGAUAAUAUUAAAUUUAAGAGUACAGUUUGUCGUUUUAUAGAUUCGAUUGAUCAAGACGGAGAAAAAAUAAUAAUUGAUAAUUAAACGAAUCUUAAAGCAACAAAAUUAAAAACUAAAUAUUGAUUUUUAAAAUAUAAUUAAUCCUUGAAAAAUAUUUCACUGUUGAUAUAAAAGGUAUUUUAGAGAGAUAUAAUUUCGACAUUGAAUUGUCCUUAGAGCCUGAUGUUCUCAAUACUUUCGUAUGACAUAAUAAACAUUCGUUUAUUGAUAAACAAACGCUAUUUCAAUAUGUAUGAAUGUAUCCGUUGUUAUAAGUGCCACAACUGUAUAUUGUAGGUCUUUGAUGAGUUGUUUUAUCAAUUGUUGAAACACGGGUACAUAACCAUGUGUCGCUGUUACACGAACGUUGUAAAUGUAUUUUUAUACUUAAAAUAAGUCGUGUUUGGAGUGAAAAUGUGAAAUAAUGUGUGGUUAUUCGAAUUAUUUUUAAAAUUAUUUAUAAUAUCAUUUCACUGGUUAUCUUAAAGUGCCCUUGCGGCCGGCGGCCCGGCGGACUGCUAUGAAAUUAACUUUAAGAACCUUACGUAUUGUACAUUGUGAACAUAAAACUAAUUGAUAUUAUAAUCAUAAGAUAAUCUUAUUGUAACUAGCAUUAAUCGAACAAGAAACCUUAUUAUCGUAA